Molecule: messenger RNA, 877 nt
Organism: Elaeis guineensis (African oil palm)
Lineage: Eukaryota; Viridiplantae; Streptophyta; Magnoliopsida; Arecales; Arecaceae
Source: RefSeq, a predicted model, not a curated record
GGGAACCUUUACCGGCACGUAAAACCAGCAACUCGCCCGGCGGAACCCGGUACCCGAGAAGAUUUUUUUUUCCCCCCUCAAAGCAGAAAGAGGACGGAGGAAACUAAUUAGAUUUCGAGAACCCCCUUCUCCCUCCCUUUUCUUUCGUGCCUCCUCUCGCUCCCCCUCAAGAAGUUUCCCGACCGUCCAUGCGAUAGAUCUCUGGCGAUGGACGCCGAUGGGGCCGGAUCCGACGGCUCCUGUUACUACUCCCUCCUUGGAAUUCGGAGAAACGCCUCUUCCUCCGAUGUCCGCGCCGCCUAUCGCAAGCAAGCCCUGAAAUGGCAUCCGGACCGGUGGGCGAAGGACCCGGCGGCGAUGGGGGAAGCAAAGCGGCGGUUCCAGCGGAUCCAGCAGGCGUAUUCCGUUCUUUCCGACAAGGGCAAGCGCGCCAUGUACGACGCGGGACUCUACGACCCCUUCGAAGAGGACGACCAGGAUUUCACUGAUUUCAUGCAAGAGAUGCUAGCGAUGAUGGACAGCGUGAAAACGGAGAAGCCGGAUAGCUUGGAGGACCUGCAGAAGAUGCUGGCGGAUAUAGCGAACGGCGACGGCGGGACCACCAGAUUCGGUGGCGCUCAGCGCCGUGGGCCGUUCGAUGCCUCCACUAGGACGCGUGUCCCCCCGCGUCCCGCGAUGCGGCGCUGAUCCUUGUUUGGGUCUGGUGACGGCUGACGGUGUGCUUAAUUUAAUAAUAAAAUUGUUGAGCUGGUCAUUUUAAUUUAAUUUACAUUGUCUAGUCUUUCUUUAUUCUCGUGUGUUAAUUCGACAAUUCUGGAAUGUCUGAUCUUAAUGUCUUUAAAAUUUUAACUGAAAUCCAUGUUUUCAGUUUUUUAUA